GUACUUGAAGCCUCCACACUCUCCCUCCAGAGAAAAGAAACCAUCUAUCUAAAUUAGCUGUGCUCUCUCGUCCCUCGUUUCUCCCUCCGCCAGCCGCCACCCCCACCCCUUCCAUUGUGUAGUGCGUUUAGCUUCUCUUCCUGCGUGAGACCUUAACCUCCUUUGUAGCGGGACGGAUUACUAAGAAUUUCGGAACCUUGAGUUGCAAUGGAGCUGUAUGGAAAGAUGGCCUCUGCCCAAGAUGCCAGGUACGGCCAGAAAGACUCCUCUGAUCAGAACUUUGACUACAUGUUCAAAUUGCUCAUCAUUGGCAAUAGCAGUGUGGGGAAAACAUCUUUUCUGUUCCGUUACGCGGAUGACUCCUUUACAUCUGCAUUCGUCAGCACAGUUGGGAUUGAUUUCAAAGUCAAAACUGUAUUCAAAAAUGAAAAGAGAAUCAAGCUUCAGAUUUGGGACACAGCAGGCCAGGAAAGAUACAGGACUAUCACCACAGCCUAUUAUCGUGGAGCCAUGGGCUUUAUUUUAAUGUAUGACAUCACAAAUGAAGAAUCCUUCAAUGCAGUACAGGAUUGGUCAACUCAAAUCAAAACAUACUCAUGGGAUAAUGCCCAGGUUAUCCUGGUUGGGAACAAAUGUGACAUGGAAGAUGAGCGAGUCAUCUCAACUGAGAGGGGCCAACAUUUAGGAGAACAGCUUGGUUUUGAGUUUUUUGAAACAAGUGCCAAGGAUAAUGUUAAUGUGAAGCAGACAUUUGAGCGUCUCGUGGAUAUCAUCUGCGACAAAAUGUCCGAGAGUUUGGAGACAGAUCCAGCCAUCACUGCUGCAAAGCAGAACACGAGGCUCAGGGAAACCCCUCCCCCACCGCAGCCCAACUGUGGCUGUUAGUGUCCCGGUACAGGCAGCUCCAGAGGGGUUGGUUGCUAAAAAUAGCAUUUAUAAAUGGUCAAUUAGCCUUCAUUUAUACUGCCUAAUAAUUAUUUGAGGGAAAUCUUUGAUGUCUGUGGCUCAAACAUGCAUUCAAUUCCGGGGAGAUUUCCGGUGUUAAUAAGUGACAAAUAUGUGAUCUUAACUUUGUAAGGACUAUCCAUCUAUAAACAUCAGAUGUUUGCAUGUGAUUUGUUAUUUGUCUUCUAGGCUCUUUUUGUUUCAGGUUUCUUAGAUUAAGCUACUGCUGGGACCUCUGAUUAUAAUUUCAGUACAACUGAGUUUUGGGCUACGGGUUCAAAUUAUGCUAUUCACUUGUAGGGAUGAUAACCAAGAAAUUGGUUGUGUGUGUGGUGUGAGCAGGGCGAGAUCUCAGGAGGCCUUAUUUGCUUUACUCUCAAUCGAAAAUCAAGUGGAAAUGUUACUCAUGAUUAGGGAGACUGUCAUGGGUGUGGUUGGUUUACUGUUCAGGAAAGGUAUCUAUUUUUCAGUGUUAUUAUAACUGAGAAGACCAUUGACUAUAAAGAACUUGAAUAAUUGUUUAAGGCCCUUGCAAAUUUACCAAGAGAUUAAUAUUUACCUGACUGGAAGUAGAUUUUAACAGUAGUCUUAGUUUAGAUGUUUAAAUAAGGAAUACCUAACCCAAGACUGCACCACCCAACAUUCUGAAUAUUUGAGGGCACUGACAGACAGAGGUAUCUGCUGAAUGUGUUAUGUAACAAGCGUCUUAACCAAGAAGGAUAUGAGUAGCAGUGGGAUUCCAAGGCCUGAGCUCCCCCCCAUGACAUAUACCACCGCGACUUUCUGGAACAAUUACCAACUCUUGGAACAGAGGUCAAGUUGAAGCUUGUUAGAGCACCUCUUCCCAUAGGAUGUAGGCUUGCUUCCCCAAACAUUGCCUUCUGCUCGCACCUCCCUAGGUUCUUUUACCUGGCUAGAAAUCAGUUAAACAGUAUCUCCAUGGCUCUCAGAUUGAGGAAAAGACAAUUAUCAUCGCUAAUCCUUUUCAAUCCAAGUAUUUAUACCUUUAAGGCGUAUCCCCAUUCUGUAAGCCUUUAAACAUGCUUAAGUUACUCAGAGACCUCUCUUUGGAGCUGAGAGUUACAGAAAAAUCUUAGGGUGCCAUAAGCAAUUUGAGAGGAGAAAGGAAACCAUUUGAACACCCAGAUUCUUUCUCCUAGAGAUUCCUUCGCCUGGAUUUCCUGAAGACCAUAUAUGAUUAACAAGCAAACCAAUCCCACCAGCGAUUCUAAGUGAGGACUGAAAAGAGACACAGCAUCUGUAUCACCACCCAGCAUUGUUUACGGCUAGGACUUUAAGGCAGCAGGCACACAUUGGCAUAUUUGGAAGGGCAGUUCCAUUAAGUGAACUUUCCCCUUUUUUGGUGAUCAUGUAAAAGAUUUUUUUCUCUUUUCAAAAACAGAGACACUUCCCAUGAAAGUAUUGAGCGCAAGAUUCUUGAGCAAGGAUAUUGAUAGGGAAAGAUGCAUAUCUAAAGAGAUCUCUGGAGGAUAAAUGCCUGCAAGUCAGGGAACUAGGUCACAUAUAUUACUAGUAAGUUAGAAGAUGAAAAUUACAGGAGAAAGCAUUUGGGAUGUCUUAAGCAUAUCCACAUUCUUAUUAUUGCUCAUCUUAGCCUAAGAUCCACUAAUUGGCAAUAAAUCUUCACUUUGGCACUCUGCAAGGUAGACCUUAGCCUAGUGAAGACAAGAAGACAUUAAUGCUUUAUUAGAUUUUAAUGGGGCAACUAGCUUCAAAAAUCACAGAAAUUAAAGUGAAGGGAAGAAAGAGAAGGCAGGGGCCAUCAAAGCAGAUUUGUUUGCAACAGAAACCUGUUUGCAUGAUACUGUAAUAUUUCUUUAACAUGGUCUAGAAAAUGGCCAUGUUAAAUGAUAUAGCUGUUAAGCUGACUUUUACAAUCUAAUAUGAAGCAAUAGAACUAGGAAGACCUUCGCAUCCUCUCUCAGACCUGAUCUCACAUACAUACGUACAGAUGUCAAGGACCUCAAUAUGAUGUCUCAGAUGGCUUUUUCAGAAGAACAUUGAUAUGCAUAUUAUCGUAAAAUGGAAAGCAAAAUCAGAGAGGGUAGAAAAUGGGAAAGAAAGUUGAGUUUUGCCCUCUUGUAAACUCCUUCCCUGAAGAGCUAAUUGCCAUUGAAAUUAAACGGCUCUAGAACCAGAAGACCUAAGCCAAGUACCCACUUCCACAGUGUCAAACAUACCAGACUUGAGCUACUGUGUGCCAGUCGGGAGCAGAAUGCAAGAAUGGCCCAGGUGUCAGUGCCAAGGGACAUCCAAUAAUUUCUAUUUUUCAAGCCUCAAUGGAAGUAGAGGCUUACUAAUUGAUUCUCAGUUCUGAAGCCCCUACCCCAGUGUGAUUUUCUAAGUGAGACGCUUCCAAAAAGGAUCGUCACAGAGCUCAAUGAAUUGAGCACCUAUGCUCCUGCGGUAAAGCACAUGAAAAGAGAGAAAAAUUCUCGACUCCUAAUCUCAUCAAGAGAUCCUGGUUUUAAAAUCAAGUUUGGCAAAAGAAGAACCAGCCUAGGAUUCACUAAGUAAACUUCUAUUGGCAUCAAGCUAUAUUAUUUAUAAUGCUGUGGUUCCAAGGUUUUUCACCCUUUAGGCCAUCAUGCACACAAAUGUGUAUACACACACACGCAUACAAUAUCUCCCAUAUUCUGUCUGCCAACAGCUUAAAUAACCACAGAUCAUUUUUACUAAUGGCCUAACUAAAUUUGUAUUCAAAAGAACAGAGACAUCUUACAAAGUGUAUGUUUGUGUUAGUGUGUAAAUUGUAGACAGCCAUGUUUUGUCUUUGAUGCAACUCAAUUAGUGUUUCAAGAACAAAUUUCUCUUCCUCUGUCACCCCUCUCCUCAUCACCCCAUCCCUCCGAUUACUUUUAUAAUCAAACCUUGAUUGUUUUGAGCAGAUACUUCCAAGAGCUUUGGUUUGGGGACAUUCCUUUCUGUUCUAAAUGUAAAUGAAAAAUUGGACUGGAAAUUAUUUCCUCUAAACAGCCAUUUAGGACUUCCCUGGUGGCGCAGUGGUUGAGAGUCCGCCUGCCGAUGCAGGGGACACGGGUUCGUGCCCCGGUCCGGGAAGAUCCCACAUGCUGCGGGGCGGCUGGGCCCGUGAGCCCUGGCCGAUGAGCCUGAGCGUCCGGAGCCUGUGCUCCGCAAUGGGAGAGGCACAACAGUGAGAGGCCCGCGUACCGCAAAACAAACAAACAAACAAAAACAGCCAUUUAGUGGACCCGCAUUUCAGCUUUUGGGGUUGUGAGUGGAUGUAGAAGGUGCAUGAAGUUUCUUAAGUCCUAAGAUGGCAGUUUACAAGUUAGCAUUAUAUCUAUGGGCUUAUAAGAAGAAUUAAGACAGUGAAUUAGUUCAUUGCCACUGCUGAGCAACCUCUACUGCCUUGAUAAACUUCUAACCACCUCUUUAGUUUAACUUAAAAUCAUUAUCCCUUUGCCCGCCUAGUAAAUAAAUGCUAAGAUUUUUAUUUGGAAUGGGAACUAUGAUGAUGUCUUUGGUUGCUGCAGAAAGCCUCAGCGUUAUGUUAAAUAUGAACUAUGCAUUCCACUACAACCGCAAUUAUACAAGACAUCUACAUACUCAACAAACAAAUAUGUAUUUCACCUACUUAACUCUUAUCCAGAUUAAUAAUAGCUCUUUGGUUCAGCACAUUGGUUAUCUUUCAGGAACUAAUUUAACCUUCCCAUUUUAACUACAUCUAUACUGAGGAUAGACUUUCAGGGAUGCAAUGUUCUUGCUUUAAAGUAAAAUACAGUCUACUGUUAACUGAACUUCCAUGAAGCAACAUUAAUUUUGGAGCGUGGUAGUCAGUAAUCAGUGGCUCAUUUUGAUGUACUUUAUCCAAUGUGUCUCUUAGUGCUCAGUGAGGAUAUACUGUGCCAUCCUUCAGUCAACUGUGUGGCAUCUGUGAGACUAUGUUAAAAAUGUAUCCAGACUCUCCCAAGCUAUCCCAAGGCUGAGGUAGCAGCUGCAUGUGAAAUACUAAGAUAAAUCUUAAAGUCAUGAUUAAAACCCUUCUAGGUCAAAAAGUGUUUAAUAAUUUCCACCUACUAUUGGAAUGCUCCAUCAGGAAUUUUUGGCGUGGCAUACUUGGGAGGUAGCCUUUCUGUCUGAAGAAUGCUCUCUCUCUCUCUAAAUUAUAGUUUGCAUGACUGGUAACUAGAACUCUUUGUUCCUUUGUGUGUGUACUCACUCAGUGUGCCAUGUCAGGCUGCCAUGUGAGCAACUAGACCCAUGUGGCCUUUCUAAUCACCCCCUAGAAGAUGCAGCCACUCCAGAUCUGCUUGGCUUUGCCCUUUUGUGUAUAAUACCUGUGUUUUAGGGGUCUACCAGUAAAAUGGUGAAUUCUUUCUGAUCAGCUGAACAAUCAGGGUCAGCUUUUUAGAUUCCUUUAUAUUUCAGAUAACUUUUUGAUCAAAGCCAGUUAAAGACAAAAACCUGUUUUAUAUUCUGAAACAAAUUAGGAAAAUUGAGUAAAAGAUGACGUUUAUAACCAGGAAAAAAGGCAUCUUGAUUAUCUCUACAGUGAACCUAAAGGGUUCCAGGUUCUAAAAAUACAAUAUCCUCUAAGGGGACAAAAACAGGUCUAAAGAAUUUGUUUAAAAUAUAUCCACCUAUUGUUGUUUCAUAAAUAAAUGUUUUUUUCUUAAAAACCUUUACAGGAAUGCUUGACACUCUAGUCAAAUACUUCACUUAAGUAGAUUAAAAUAUUUACACUUGGGCCACACAGAGAGUGUUGCCCCUCCCAGCACAUACACACUCAAACACAGAUACCUUUUCUAUGAAGGAAAAUUUCCAUAUAUGGUGCUUUCUCAGUGCUAGGGAAAAGGGAGAUUUUACUAUGCUCCAACAACUGUAACUGGCAUUUCCCUUAAAAAGGUCUACAAAAUAGAUUCUUCACACUGAUUUGAUUUGCCUCUGUGCAGAGAAUUCAUUCCCAUUAAAAGGGGAGGAUAGAGAGAAUAUAUUUUGCAAACCUUCUAGAGAAAAGAAAUUAUUUCAAAGCCUCUGUCAGAGUUCGGGUAUUAAGAUCAGACCAUGUAGCUAGUGGACAAAUUGAGCUUUCUAUUUACAAUUCUCUUUUCUACUUCCUGAUUUUUUUUUAUCAUCUCAGUUUUUUAAAGCACUCUCCUCACAGAGUGACAGGACCAAGAAUAGGAAAUGAGACUCAAGUUUCACCAUUUACCUCCCAUCAGUACAGUUAGUGGUAGAGUUUCAACCGGUCAUUACUUGCUGAAAUGAGGUUGGGGGGGGGGGUACCUGUGUAUUUCAUUCACCUGUGUUCAUACUUUCCUUCAUUGUGGACAACUGAGAGUUGGCUGUGGCUUUAUUUCUUGAUGGAAAUGUUUCCAUGGUCAUAUUAUUUGGCACUAGAGGUUGCUUAGGUUCAUGAAUGCCAUUCUUAAAGAUGCAGAUGGUACAUGAGCCACAGACACCUGGCCUUUCAGGGAUGUGAGCAUAAAUUACAUCUGUCUAGUGGUUCCAUACGCCUCAUAAAAGUGAAAUCUGGGGAUUGUACGCUGUUUCAGUAUGACGGUUUUCCAUGCAUUGUCUCAUCAUCCCUAGGAUAUGUGCUGAAUGAAAAUUUCCUGUAAUUCCUGUUAAUAUAUUGUUAAUGUCAGACGUGAUGUGAUACCGUUGAACUGUCCAAAUGUACAACUACUUAAUGGUGUUUGUGGAACUGAAAUGUCUUAAAUGUUGCAUGAAAUAUGUUAUAAAAAUAGAUUUGUUUUCUAUUUUUCAACACCUCAGAAUUGAGGGUUCAUGGGCCAAUAAGUGCAAUAUUUAAUGACUUACUCAGUGUAUAUAAACUAGUGUGAAAGAGUGAAUAAUAAUGAAUGUGUGAGAUGCUUUGAUGGCUGUUUGACUUACUCAGAUUAUUUCGUGUAGCUGUAUUUGUCUAGUGGUACAAUUUAUACAGUAAAUACCUUAUUGGUGUCAUGUGAAACUCCUCUGUGCCUACUUCAAGGUAUGUUUUUUUUUCCCCUAUAAGACCAAACAUUUAGGAUCUGGGAAUAUAUGUCAAUUUUGCCUUUUAGAAUUGUGGAUUUUAUUUUCAAGACAGAAUGGCUGUUAGUUUAUUUUAUAUAGGCAUUCCCUUCUUUAAUUCAGAAUCUUCCUUAAGCCUUUUAUAAGAGGUUAAUUUAGAAACCUAAGAAAAAAUAUGCACAUAAGGAAAAGUCAUUUUUAUUUUUCUCUGAAAUGUUGAUCACAUGUUCUGUCUCCUAAGAAUUUUCACUCAUAUUUUUGUGUAUAUUUUAUUGUCACUCAACCUUGUGUUUGGUUUGCAAAUUUAACACUGUCAAUCCUGAGAAUCCUAAAAUAUUGAUGUCUUUUUAGGUUGUUGCUAAUAUUAUAUUCACUUUCAAUUCUCAAUUGUCCACACUGAUAAUAUAGGAGAAACAAGUCAGAAUCCUUAAAUCACUUUGGUAUGUCAUCAUAAACUCAUAUAUUCGUCCUCAGACUCCCUUGGUUAAUCUCAUAAUUGGUGGCAUAGAACUUCAAUGAGAUACAAAAUCAAGAAAUUAGGCCUGGUUGCUGGAUUACCAAAAACUAUGUAUUUAUGUAUAUGAAGUUUCAAGUAGGACAACUACCUUAAACUCCCAUUUUAAUUUUUAAGGCAAAACACUCAUUGUAAUACUGUGUUUUGCCUUUUCAUUUAGUUAGAGUAAAUCAUAAUACCCUUGGGAAAAACGUUGAGUUUUUCACUAAAAAUGAUGAAAAACAGUUGGUUUUAGAUGACCAUGGCCCUCUGUACAUCACAGGAAGCCUUCAGUUCUCUCUAUGGCAAUUGCCUGAAAUUGACAUGUGAGAAUGUGCCAAUCAUAUUAAAUGGCUUUGGACCACUACCAGCGAUAUGUGGCCCUAUUUUACAUGUGAUAGCCUGCUCUCGGACCCACAGAAGUCAAGUAGAGGUGGGUGAAACAGGGAGGUUAGAGACUACUUCGUGCCAAAUUUUAAAAAAAGAAAAAUAUAAGCAGGUAGCCCACAUUAGAAUGAUAAUUUAAGGGUGUGUUUAAAUAUUUAGUCAUCAAUAGUUACUGAAUACCAUGUACUCAGUGCUGUGGGAAUCAAACAUGGAAGAGGUAUGGCUCUGGCCUCUAAUAAGCUUACUGACUGAAGAACAAGGAAAGAAAUACCAGGAUAUGAUCUAAAUGCUAUGUUAUGUCAGGCUAUAGGAGCACAGAGAAUGUGAAACCUACAAAAACAGGAAAAGUCAAGAAUGGCUCCAUUGAAGAGGUGAGACAUGAUCCCAGAAAGAAUUAGAUAGAGGAGAUUGUGCCAGGCAAAUAAAUGGGAAAGGUCACAGUUUGUUCCCUUGAAUGGAAGGGGGACAGAGCUGGCAGCUAGAGAUCAUUGUUUUCCUCCAGAGAACAAGACUGGCCCUCGGAAACCCAACAAAUUACCCCAGUUUGGUUCUCUCUGUUUUUAUCCCCAUGAGGAAAGCAAGCUGCAGUAUCAUCAUAUUCCUCUGUGCUGAACAGCCCCAGACUCGGGCCCAAAACACAAAUUAAUCUGAAGCUCAUAAGAACAGUAGAUUUAGACAUUUUGCCCAUGCACCAAACCACAAGGCAUUGUCAAAUCCAGUGUCAACCAGGCAGAUGUGAGCCCAGAGAUUUUUCUGUGGUUCUGUGUUUCCCAUAAAGGGUGUGGGGAAGUGCAUAGAUGAAUACCUUCCUUUGUAACCAGGCACUUUCGGCUCCUUCUUAGUGACUGCACUGUGGAGCUCUUCUUGAGAAAAAAUUGAGUAACAGCUUAAUGCUUUCAUAUAGUGAUCGUGAUGUUUAUUUGAACACUACUGCUGCACAGCAAAUAUUAUGACUCUUCAUGUGUCCACAGGAGCUCUUGUCUGGGUUUAACGCUAUAAAGUGUAUUCACAUUGUGAAGUUUUAAUUCUCUUUAUUAAAAUUAAUUGUGUAAGAACUGUAUGUGCUCUAUUAGGUAUUAAGUUUGUAUGUGAAUUCUGUAUAGAAAGUGGUUUUUGUUCUUUGGGUUUAUCUUGUUUUAUUUGGAGAUUACAAUAAAUAUCUAAGAGACUAUA
This is a messenger RNA of Globicephala melas (long-finned pilot whale), 8998 nucleotides long. RefSeq names its product RAB3C, member RAS oncogene family (gene RAB3C). Gene Ontology annotation, biological process: regulation of exocytosis; protein localization to plasma membrane; protein secretion. Lineage: Eukaryota; Metazoa; Chordata; Mammalia; Artiodactyla; Delphinidae. Gene Ontology annotation, molecular function: myosin V binding; GTP binding; GTPase activity. Gene Ontology annotation, cellular component: endosome; synaptic vesicle; plasma membrane. The record is from RefSeq and is a predicted model, not a curated record.